AUGAAUCUAACGGGAAGAGCACUACAUUAUGUAUUUAAAAUUCCAAACAGGAAGGAAUCCAUGAGAUUCUACAGAGAUAUUCUGGGAAUGAAAUUGCUGAGGCACGAAGAAUUCGCUGAAGGUUGCGAGGCGACUUGUAAUGGGCCUUACGAUGGUAGAUGGAGCAAAACCAUGGUGGGUUACGGUCCGGAGGACAACCACUUCGUAAUAGAAUUGACCUACAAUUACGGCAUAACGUCCUACGAAAAAGGAAACGAUUUCGAAAAGAUAACCAUCAAGAGCAAAGAGGCCUUGGAAAGGGCGAAACAGCACAACUGGCCCGUCAGUUUCGAUAACAUCCUAGUAGCACCCGGUGGUUACAAAUUUCAAAUAAUCAAUGAAUCUCAACCGAACGAUACCGAUCCUCUUCAGUCAGUUACAUUGAAUUCGUCGAACCUGAAAAAUUCAAUCGACUAUUGGAAUGGGAUAUUGGGAUUAAAAAUCUUCCAGCAAUCUGAUAAAACCGUUUUGCUUGGUUUCAAAGAAAACGAAGCUAAAUUAGAGCUAGUGGACAUUGGUAAACCUCUCGAUCGUGGACAAGCGUACGGACGUAUAGCGUUCUCCAUUCCAUUUGCCGAACAGGACCCGUUGGCUAAGCUUAUCGAAGAGAAGAAUGCUAAAAUAUUGACGCCUCUGACGGUGUUACCCACUCCUGGAAAGGCUGACGUGUGUGUCAUUAUUUUAGCGGAUCCCGAUAGCCAUGAGAUAUGCUUUGUUAACGAUGAGGGCUACAGAGAAUUGUCCCAACCGGAUUACGCAAGCGAAAAAGUGCUGGAAAUUCAAAUGAAGAAAGAUAAUUAUGACACGUCGAGCUAA
Phyllotreta striolata is the source of this 855-nucleotide messenger RNA. Lineage: Eukaryota; Metazoa; Arthropoda; Insecta; Coleoptera; Chrysomelidae. The record is from the annotation of a GenBank genome assembly.